AUGGCGAUGGAGAUCACUCAAUUCCUUGUGACUGCCAUGUCAGCUGAUGAAGGAGUCCGUACUGGAGCCGAAGGAAGACUCCGGCAUUCCAAGAGCAGGACUUACCUCAGUUUCUUCUAUCACUCUUCUUUGAGCUCGCCAACGACGAUAAACCUGUUGAGUCACGCCGAUUAG
Arabis nemorensis is the source of this 174-nucleotide messenger RNA. The record is from the annotation of a GenBank genome assembly. Lineage: Eukaryota; Viridiplantae; Streptophyta; Magnoliopsida; Brassicales; Brassicaceae.